AUGAAGCCGGAUUUGAUUCUCCUUUUUUUCAUUUUCACCACUGUCGAGGUCACUCUCCCUCUGGAAUAUUGUCCGACUCACUGCCAGUGUGACUGGGACACCUACACUGUGUCAUGCUUUGGAAGUGACGUCCUGCCUGUUUUCCAUUCCAGCACACAGGAGGUGUGGCUUGUGGGGACAAAACUUUCUUCUAUUCCUGAGAAUGCCUUUGCCAACUUGGCCAACAUUUCUCGAAUAGACAUCUCUGAUGAUGAUGCUUUAAGAUAUCUGGAAAGGCAUUCUUUCCACAAUCUGUCCAGGGUCACCCACAUACAACUAACUGGUAUCAAAAAACUGUCAUACAUUCACCAAGAGGCAUUUAAGGAUCUGCCUAAUUUAAAGUACCUUGGGAUCACUAACACAGGUCUCACCUCCUUUCCUGGGCUUCAGUAUAUUCAGUCCAGCCAAGAGGAGUUUAUUUUGGAGAUAGUGGAGAAUGUCUUCAUACAAGUCAUACCUGCUAAUUCUUUCACUGGCAUAUCUGAGAAUGCUCUGACCAUCAUGCUGAAUAGCAAUGGUGUGAGAGAGAUCCAGCACUAUGCCUUCAAUGGGAGCAGCGUAGAGGAAGUGUAUCUUCACAGGAACGUGGAUUUGGAGCGAAUAGAUGAAUUUGCAUUUUAUGGUGUGAUUCAUGGCCCAACUUACUUAGACCUUUCAGAAACCAAAGUUAGCUCGUUGCCUUCAAUAGGUAUGGAGACCAUUGAAAACCUCCAAGCUAAAAACACUUGGGCCCUCAAAGCGCUGCCACCCUUUAGAGCCUUUCUGCAUUUGCAGAGCGCUGAAUUGACAUUCCCAAGCCAUUGCUGUGGUCUCAAAAUGCUGAAAAGAUGGAGAGGACACUCUGAGGCAGUUAUUUGCAACCUCAGCCGGACUGCUUUUGGAAAGCUGCAGGAAUCCUCUGCAGCUCUCUCUCAGAAGUAUCUGGGACACAAAGUCUACCGACAUAUGAAAGACAGCUUUGCUCUCCAAGUGGCCAGCAGCACGAAUCACAAUCACCACUACGACAGCCCCAUUUGUCCAACACAACAGAUUCAAAACGAGGCUUUGUUGUAUGUGGAGUUGCAUACGGCGCAUCUCAGUGAUGGUUUUGACUUUGCGCUGUGCAAUGAACUUGACACAGAUGGACUCCUGUGCACCCCCCUGCCUGACGCCCUGAACCCCUGCGAGGAUGUGAUGAGUCAAGGCUUCCUGAGGGUGUUGGUCUGGGUGGUCAGUCUCUUGGCCAUUUCAGCCAACCUCCUGGUGAUGUUCAUCCUGCUGACCAGCCGACAGAAGUGGUCCGUUACCAGUUUCCUCCUGGGUCACCUGGCCUUUGCAGACUUUUGUAUGGGGACAUACUUACUGCUCAUUGCAUCUGUUGACCUCUACACACGCUCCCAUUAUUACCACUAUGCUGUUGCUUGGCAAACAGGAAGUGGCUGCAAUUUAGCGGGGACAUUAUCGGUGUUUGCUAGCGAGCUAUCAGUGUACACGUUAACUUUAAUCAGCCUCCGGCGCUGGCACGCCAUCUUCUAUGCAAUGAGGCCAGACAGGAAAAUUAGGUUACGGCACGCAGCUGUGCUGAUGCUUCUCGGCUGGUUGCUCUGUGCGAUCCUAGCACUGCUGCCAGUGGCCGGUGUGAGCAGUUACCAGAAAGUGAGCAUCUGCUUGCCCAUGGACACCGAGACGACGGCCGCUCGGGCCUACGUGGUCUUUCUCCUGAUGGCGAACGUCAUUGCUUUUCUGGUGGUAUGUUUAUGUUACCUCCACAUCUACUGCAUGGUGCACAAUCCCCGGCACCAGUCCAGCAAAUGUGAUACCAGCAUGGCCAAACGCAUGGCUGUUCUCAUUUUCACCAACUUUCUGUGUCUGGCUCCCAUUUGCUUCUACGGCUUGUCUGCAGCUCUCCACCAGCCGCUGAUGACUGUCACCGAUUCCAAGGUGCUGCUUGUGCUUUUCUAUCCUCUCAACUCUUGUGCACACCCAUUUUUUUACGCUAUCCUGACAAAGGCAUUUCACCAAGACAUCCUGCUGCUGCUGAGCCGAAUGGGACUGUGCCAGCAGCAAGUGCACCUCUAUCGAAGCCAGUAUUACUCUUCACAUAUACAGAGAGACAAUGUCAGCUCCACAGUCAAGCCCCCAGAUCCCAAAACGUUCUCGAGGAUCGGGGUCCAGCUGAAAUCCCCAGAAACGGGCACCUGGGAUAUAAUCCUCGUCAGAGCUGUAGAGGGGGUCUGCCCGGUACAGGACCUGGGGCGGGCAGUUCUUCCCCGCAGAAGAUCUAGUCAGGACCAGCGGAGGCCCCCAGUAGGGGACACCCAGGAGGUCGUCUAA
This is a messenger RNA of Chelmon rostratus (copperband butterflyfish), 2352 nucleotides long. Its product is annotated as thyrotropin receptor-like. Lineage: Eukaryota; Metazoa; Chordata; Actinopteri; Chaetodontiformes; Chaetodontidae. The transcript is spliced from 12 exons. Gene Ontology annotation, biological process: G protein-coupled receptor signaling pathway. Gene Ontology annotation, cellular component: membrane. The record is from RefSeq and is a predicted model, not a curated record. Gene Ontology annotation, molecular function: thyroid-stimulating hormone receptor activity. The coding region runs from base 1 to 2352 and encodes 783 amino acids.